AUGGAACUCUCUCUGUAUUCAUCGCUGCUUAUCGUGUUCAUCACAUGGAUUUUCUCGUCACAAUUGACGACGUAUGUGCGCUCGCGUCGCUACAAUGCAGAUGCGCCUUUGGUCGCGAAUUCGUGGUGGAAAAUUGUGACGUGGAGGGGGUUGUCGGGAAAGGAAUUGUUGGUGGGUGCGUAUCAGAAGUAUUCGAAAAAUGGAAAGGCGUUUCGUUUGAAUGGAAUGCUGGGUCCUCAGUGGGCAUUACCUACUUCUGUCUUUGCGCAGGCGGGGAAGAUGGGGACGGGUGAUUUGGAUCCGUAUGAGGCGAAUGAAGAUUUCCUCCUAAUGCGACCCUUCAUCUCCCCCGAAAGCGAAGACAUGAUGACCUUUAUCAUUUCCAAACUAACCCGUUCGAUUCCCGAGAUCACCCCGCUCCUCCUCACGGAAACUACGACUGCGUUUCGAGAAAAUUUUGCGCCGGACGAUUCGAAUGAGAGGGAUGGGGAGGGAUGGACACACACGUGUUUGUUUCAGCAUGUGAAUGUUUCGCUGGCGAAGAUCGUGUCGCGCAUACUGUGUGGAGAGAAAUAUUCGAGCGAUGCGGUGUGGGUACAUAAUGUAGCGACGUUUGCGCGGGGAAUAUUCUUUCCGGGAUGUUUGUUGAGACGCUUGCCGAGGUGGAGUCAUGGGUUUGUGGCGCCGUGGAUGAAGACGACGAAGCAGGUUGCGGUGAUUGAGAGGAUGGUGACGGAGGAUGUGAGGGGCUUGGUUCGUGGGGAUGUGACCGGGGAGGAUUAUGAGAGGGGGGUUAUCUUGCCUAUGUUUGGUGGAGGAUGUGAGGGGGAAGAAGGAUUUUGUAGGUUCUUUUUGCGACGGUGGAAUACGACGACGCUUACGUUUACUCAUGUGCUUUAUGAUAUUAUUGGGCAUAAGAAGGAACUUUAUGUGGAGCCUAUGAGGAGGGAGAUUAGAGACGCGUCGAAGAAGUUUGGGGGAGUGUGGAAUCGAGAAAGCAUUGGGGAGUUGAGAAGUUUGGAUGCGUUUAUGAGGGAGAGUCAGAGAUUACAUCCGUUAGGAUAUACAUUGGGUAGCCGGAAGGUAGCGAAGAAAGAAGGACUGGAUUUUAUCAGCAAAGGGGAAGAUGGGGAAAAGGUGAUCCAUAUUCCGUACGGAGAGAGGAUUGAGGGAUUGGCAUGGGCGAUCCAUCAAGAUGCCGAACAUUACGAAGAUGCGGAUGUGUUCAAGGGAUUCAGAACUCGGGAUGAGACGAUAGCGGGCUCGAAUCCCAGUGAAAGGUUCAUGAUUUUCGGAUAUGGUCGUCACGCCUGUCCCGGCCGCUACGUGGCUCUCACGAUUGAGAAAAUCAUGUUGAUUGAGUUCCUCAUGAACUACGAUUGGAAGGAAAUAGAUAGGUUGAAGGAUUGGUCGUUUGGAUGGAAUAAUAUUCCAGAUAUGGCUAGUAAGGUUCACAUUAGAAGGUUGAGUGCAGAGGAAGUGGAGAAGUUGUGGGAGUAGGCCGCGUAUCUAACAGAGGAUGGUGCGAUUUGUGGUACAGAAAUUAUAUGGUCUGCGGUUUAUAGGUGGAAUUAUUGUUGUUAUAGAAAUAGCUUCCGGUUUUACAUAUCUUUAAUUGCGAAAUAUGAGAUUGAUUUGCUCAUCAAAUCGGGAUGUC
Messenger RNA from Botrytis sinoallii, 1657 nucleotides. RefSeq lists its product as uncharacterized. Lineage: Eukaryota; Fungi; Ascomycota; Leotiomycetes; Helotiales; Sclerotiniaceae. The coding region runs from base 1 to 1500 and encodes 499 amino acids. The transcript has 5 exons. Gene Ontology annotation, molecular function: oxidoreductase activity, acting on paired donors, with incorporation or reduction of molecular oxygen; heme binding; iron ion binding. The record is from RefSeq and is a predicted model, not a curated record.